AUGCCGCCAAUUCGUACCCAGAAGACGACCUCCGUGGGACAACCGUCCCAUCCGUACGCGGGGCACCCAGCUCCAUCAGGACAUACUGUUAAAUCGGAACAAGGUGAGGCCUGGGCAUUUAUGCAACAAGCCGAAUCACCGCAGGUUAAGGUGGAAAACCCCCCAACACAACAAAAUCAUUCCAAGCAACCCAAACAACCCAAAUCUAAGCCUGAGCCCAAGAGUGCACCUUUGGGCAAAGGUGUGAGAGCCGCUGCGUUCCGGAGUAACCUGGAAUGGGAGAAGCAUCGCGACGCGUGGCUUGGAACAGCCACCACGAGCAUUACAUUCGGCUCUUCGUUUGUGCUAAAGCCAGAACAUCUUCACCACAUCGCGUCGUUACCAAGAGUAUGUAACAAACUUACGCACUUUACGUUCGUCUACAACGAUGUAUCAUACGGAGCCACGAACAGCGCCUCUGAUGUCGAUGACGAGUCCGUCAUCAGACUCGCAGAGGCCUGUCCGAAACUAAGGCAAUUUAUCCUGCCAGGAGCAUCAGACGUUAAAGAGAGGGGUCUAAUUGCCCUGUUUGAGAACUGCGACGAGCUGAGGGAGGUCGACAUAUACUCCACCUUCGACGGGACCCCUUUCGAGGUUCUCAAAAACAUCCCCGACCGGCUUCCCAUGCUGAAGAGGCUGCGAAUCAAAGGCUUCAGGGGCAACACUCAGAAAGAAAAGGCCGCCAACAUGAAGCCCAUGCGAGAAGCGACGGCGGCCAGGCCCAAAUUCUGUGUCCAGAUUAUGUCGCGGGUACAGACCAAGAGGCACGGUGACUGGGACUUGGACGAAGAUGUCCAUGAGCAUUACGAGAAGGGAAAGCAGGCUACUACGAAGUAUCGCGAUAGGGAAUCAAAGAAGGAUGCCAGGAAGUUCCAAGAUUGGAUGAUGAGCGGUGGCUGGUGA
This is a messenger RNA of Colletotrichum karsti, 942 nucleotides long. RefSeq lists its product as uncharacterized. Bases 1 to 942 code for a protein of 313 amino acids. NCBI's taxonomy places the organism in Eukaryota, Fungi, Ascomycota, Sordariomycetes, Glomerellales, Glomerellaceae. The transcript is spliced from 2 exons. The record is from RefSeq and is a predicted model, not a curated record.